Mesocricetus auratus (golden hamster) is the source of this 6661-nucleotide messenger RNA. RefSeq names its product lymphocyte antigen 75 (gene Ly75). Gene Ontology annotation, molecular function: signaling receptor activity. The transcript is spliced from 35 exons. Bases 26 to 5194 code for a protein of 1722 amino acids. Lineage: Eukaryota; Metazoa; Chordata; Mammalia; Rodentia; Cricetidae. The record is from RefSeq and is marked provisional.
GAGCAGCAGAGGCCUGGGACUGGAGAUGGGGACGCGCCGGGUCACCCCGGGCUGUGCAGCGGGGCUGCUCGUGCUGUUGCUGCGAUGCUUCGGGCUUGCGGAGCCUUCCGAGUUCUCAGGUGAUGAUUCGUUCACCAUCGUCAAUGAAAACACGGGCAAGUGCAUCCAGCCGCUGUCUGACUGGAUAGUGGCGCAGGACUGCAGUGAAACCAGAAGCAUGCUCUGGAAGUGGGUGUCGCAGCACCGUCUCUUUCACUUGGAAUCCCAAAAGUGCCUUGGCCUAGACAUGACCAAGGCUGCCGAUAACCUGCGGAUGUUCCGCUGCGACUCCAGCGUCUUGCUGUGGUGGAAGUGCGAGCACCACUCCCUGUACAGUGCUGCCCACUACAGGCUGGAUCUGAAGGACGGGUAUGCCACAGCCAGUACAAACUCAUCUGCCGUCUGGAAGAAGGGAGGCUCCAAGGAGAACCUUUGUGACCAGCCUUACCGUGAGAUAUAUACCAGAGAUGGGAACUCCUAUGGGAGACCUUGCGAAUUUCCAUUCUUAGUUGGUGAGACAUGGCACCAUGACUGUAUUCGUGAUGAAAAUCAUAGUGGGCCCUGGUGUGCCACUACCUUAAAUUAUGAAUAUGAUCAAAAGUGGGGCAUCUGCUUAAAACCAGAAAGUGGCUGUGAGGGUAACUGGGAAAAGAAUGAGCAGAUUGGAAGUUGCUACCAAUUUAACAACCAGGAAGUUCUUUCCUGGAAAGAAGCUUAUGUUUCCUGUCAGAACCAGGGAGCUGACUUACUGAGUAUCCACAGUGCUGCCGAACUGGCGUAUAUUACGGGAAAAGAAGACAUUGCUAGAAUUGUUUGGAUUGGACUGAAUCAGCUCUAUUCUGCUAGAGGUUGGGAAUGGUCAGACUUCAAGCCAUUAAAAUUUCUUAACUGGGAUCCAGGCACACCCAGUGCACCUAUGAUAGGCGGAUCGAGCUGUGCCCGGAUGGACACAGAGACGGGGCUGUGGCGAAGUGUGUCCUGUGAGGCUCAGCAGCCCUACGUCUGCAAGAAGCCAUUGAACAACACCGUGGAGCUCCCAGAUGUUUGGACAUACUCAGAUACCCAUUGUGAUGUGGGCUGGCUGCCACAGAAUGGAUUUUGCUAUCUGCUGGCAAAUGAAAGUGGUCCCUGGGAUGCUGCGCAUUUGAAAUGCAAAGCCUUCGGAGGUGACCUCAUCAGCAUUCAUUCCUUAGCAGAUGUUGAGGUGGUUGUCACAAAACUCCAUAGUGGGGAUGUCAAAGAAGAAAUAUGGACAGGCCUCAGGAACGUAAACAGCCCCACUUUGUUCCAGUGGUCAGAUGGUACGGAAGUUACUCUAACAUACUGGAAUGAGAAUGAGCCCAGCGUUCCCUACAAUAAGACUCCCAACUGUGUUUCCUACUUAGGAAAGUUAGGCCAGUGGAAAGUCCAGUCCUGUGAAAAGAAACUCAGAUAUGUAUGCAAGAAAAAGGGAGAGAUAACUAAUGAUACAAGAUCUGACAAGCUGUGUCCUCCCGAUGAGGGCUGGAAGAGACAUGGAGAAACCUGUUACAAAAUUUAUGAGAACGAGGUCCCUUUCGGAACGAACUGCAAUCUAACCAUCACUAGCAGGUUUGAACAGGAAUUCUUGAAUGACAUGAUGAAGAAGUAUGACAAGUCCUUCCAAAAGUACUUCUGGACCGGCCUGAGAGAUGCCGAUGCCCGAGGAGAGUACAGCUGGGCCGCCACUGGUGGGCUAAAGCAGGCUAUGACCUUUUCCAACUGGAAUUUUCUCCAGCCAGCAUCCCCAGGUGGGUGCGUGGCUAUGUCUACUGGAAAGACCCUUGGCAGGUGGGAAGUGAAAAGCUGCAGAAGUUUCAGAGCACUUUCAAUAUGCAAGAAGAUGAGUGGACCCCAGGAGCCCGAGGAAGCAACCCCAAAGCCGGAUGAGCCAUGUCCCGAAGGCUGGCACACUUUCCCCUCCAACCUUUCUUGUUAUAAGGUGUUCCACAUAGAAAGAACUGUAAGAAGGAGGACCUGGGAAGAGGCUGAAAGAUUCUGCCAAGCGCUUGGAGCACACCUCCCCAGCUUCAGCCACAUGAAUGAAGUAAAGGAGUUCCUGCAUUUGUUACAGGACCAGUUCAGUGUGCAGCGUUGGUUGUGGAUAGGUCUGAAUAAAAGAAGCCCUGAUUUACAAGGGUCCUGGCAAUGGAGUGAUCGUACACCAGUGUCCACUGUUAUCAUGCAUCGGGAGUUCCAACAGGAUUAUGACGUCAGAGACUGUGCUGCCAUCAAGGUACUUGACAAUGCUUGGCUAAGAACCUGGUAUUACUAUGAUGAGAGAAAAUUUGGUUAUUUGAAGCCUUUUUCUUGUGAUGCAAAACUUGACUGGGUGUGCCAGAUUCCAAAAGGUAGCACUCUCCAAGUACCAGACUGGUACAAUCCAGAGCGCACUGGAAUCCACGGACCCCCGGUUAUAAUUGAUGGCAGUGAAUACUGGUUUGUUGAGGAACCCCGCUUAAACUACGAAGAAGCCGUCCUGUACUGUGCUAGCAACCACAGCUUUCUUGCCACGAUAACAACUUUCACAAAACUAAAAGCUAUCAGAGGCAAGAUGGAAAAUCUAUCUGGUGAAGAGCAGAAGUGGUGGGUGAAAGCGAAUGCGAAUCCAAUCGAUCAUUACUUUCUGAGGACGCGACCCUUAUGGCACCGUUUUUCCAUGCUGCUUGAUGAAGAAUGCUUGCAAAUGUCAGCCAAAAUGUGGCACCUUGACUUAAACAAACGAGCAGACUGUAAUGACAAGUUGCCGUUCGUCUGUGAAAAAUAUAAUGUAUCUUCAUUAGAGAAAUACAGUCCAGAUUCUGCAGCUAAAGUGCAGUGUACUGGGAAAUGGAUUCCUUUCCAGAAUAAGUGCUUUCUGAAGGUCAAAUCUGAGCCAGUUACAUUUUCUCAAGCAAGUAGCACUUGUCAUACCUAUGGUGGCACCCUUCCUUCUGUGCUGAGCAAGAGCGAACAAGAUUUUAUUAUAUCCUUGCUUCCGGAAAUGGAAACAAGUUUGUGGAUUGGUCUGCGCUGGACUGCCUAUGAUAGAAUAAGCAAAUGGACAGAUGGCAGAAACCUGACGUACAGCAACUUUCACCCAUUGCUGGUUGGUCGGAGGCUGAGCAUAGCAGCAUAUUUUAUUGACGAAGAGUCUCACUACCACUGUGCCCUGAUGCUCAAUCUCAGAAAGUCACCACUCACUGGGACCUGGAAUUUUACCUCCUGCUCCGAACGCCAUUCCCUGUCUCUCUGUCAGAAGUACUCAGAAAAUGAAGACGGACGGCCCUGGGAGACUAAUUCGGAAACUGUAAAAUAUCUAAAUAACCUGUACAAGAUCAUCUCGAAGCCUCUGACGUGGCAUGGUGCUCUGAAGGAGUGUCUGAACGAGAACAUGCGGCUGGUGAGCAUCACAGACCCUUACCAGCAAGCCUUCCUCUCCGUGCAGGCCACCCUGCGCAACACCUCCUUCUGGAUCGGACUCUCCAGUCAAGACGAUGAACUGAACUUUGGUUGGUCAGAUGGGACAUAUCUUCAUUUUAGUAACUGGGCUGUCGACAAUGAGAAGCUUGAUGACUGUGUGAUCUUAGACACGGAUGGAUUCUGGAAAACAGCCGACUGUGAUGAGAACCAGCCUGGGGCCAUUUGCUACUACCCAGGAAAUGAGACUUCAAAGGAGGUCAGACCGUUGAACAGUGCUAAAUGCCCAUCUCCUGCGCAGAGUACUCCGUGGGUCCCAUUUCAGAACUCGUGCUACAACUUCAUGAUAACGAAGAAUAGACAUAGGACAAUCACACAGAAGGAAGUACACUCCUUAUGCCAGAAACUGCAUUCAAAAGCACAGAUUCUGAGUAUUCGAAAUGAAGAGGAGAAUAACUUUGUGGUUGAGCAGCUUCUGUACUUCAAUUAUAUUGCUUCGUGGGUCAUGCUAGGAGUAACGUAUGAAAACAAUUCUUUGAUGUGGUUUGAUAAGACUGCAUUGUCGUACACACACUGGAGAGCAGGAAGACCAGCCGUGAAAAAUCACAAAUUUUUGGCUGGUCUAAGUACUGAUGGCUUCUGGGAUAUUCAGUCCUUCAAUGUAAUUGACGAAACACUUCAUUUUUACCAACACAGCAUUUUAGCCUGUAAAAUCGAAAUGGUUGACUACAAGGAAGAACGCAAUAGCACACUACCAGAGUUCAUUCCGUAUGAGGACGGCGUCUAUAAUGUUAUUCAGAAAAGGGUGACGUGGUACCAGGCCUUGAGCAUGUGUUCUCAGAGUGGAAGACAUUUAGCAAGUGUCCACAACCCAAAGGAGCAGCUCUUUCUGGAAGACAUUGUGAACCGUGAUGGAUUCCCUCUCUGGGUUGGGCUCUCGAGUCAUGAUGGCAGUGAAUCAAGUUUCGAAUGGUCCGACGGCAGUGCGUUUGACUACAUCCCUUGGAAGAGCCAAGGGUCUCCUGGAAACUGUGUCAUCCUAGAUCCGAAAGGAACUUGGAAACAUGAAAAUUGUCUAUCUGUUAAGGAUGGUGCCAUUUGUUACAAGCCUACAAAAUUUAAAGAGCUGGCCUCUCAUGCACACUCAUCAAAAUGCCCAUUGGUGAAAAGGAAUGGCUCCCAGUGGGUCCAGUAUGGGGACCACUGUUACUCGGCUGAGCAGGCAUUACACACCUUCGCAGAGGCCAAAAAAUUGUGCCAGGAACUUGAUCAUUCCGCAACUGUUGUCACCAUAGCAGAUGAAAAUGAGAAUAAAUUUGUGAGCAGGUUGAUGAGAGAGAAUUAUAACAUAACUAUGAGAGUUUGGCUUGGAUUAUCUCAACAUUCACUCGAUCAGUCUUGGAGUUGGUUAGAUGGACUAGAUGUGACAUUUGUCAAGUGGGAAAAUAAAAGUAAGAAUGGUGAUGGAAAAUGUAGCAUUUUAAUAGCUUCAAAUGAAACCUGGAAAAAAGUUGAAUGUUCACGUGGUUAUGCAAGAGUCGUCUGCAAAGUUCCUCUGAGCCCGGAUUACAGAGGCAUCGCCGUCCUGUUCGCUGUGCUCAGCGUUUUAGCGCUCAUCAGCGGACUCAUUUGGUUCCUCGUGCAAAGAAACCAUUUCCGCUGGACAGGCUUGUCUUCUGUUCGGUAUGAACACGGAGCCAACGAAGACGAGGUGAUGCUCCCUUCUUUCCACGACUAGCUUCUUCCAAGAGUUUGUUCAUUGGCAACAACGUUCCAGAAGAAAGAUGAGCCGCUUAACCUUGUCCCACAAGCAGUGUUUACUCUGUUUCAAAGUAGAAGUCUUUUAGGGACGCUUCUAGUUGGUGAGUUGCUCUGCUGAGGCGGGUGUCACUUGACCCUCUAACCGCCAUGCUAAUUACUCCAGGUGCCUGAGCAGAGAGGACUUAAAACCAAAAUGGAUGUUCAGAUUGUUUACAGGGGGAUACAUUUAACUAAUGUGAAUUUUUUUUCUCUAAGAAUGCAGUUGCUAAAUAGAUAGGUGCAUAUCUUAAUAGCGUUUUAACAACUUCAUUGAAAAUUAAAAUUGUCAAUACUACUAUACGCCACAUCAACCCUUUAGUUUAGAUGAGCAUUGGGCCAAAUGCAAAGUUAGUACCUCAGGCACAAACUCAACUACAAGUCAGAUCGAUGAUGUUUCAAAAUAGGCUUUUAUGGCACUGGGAAAAAAUACUUAAGGCAUGCUUUUUACACAGAAAAUGGGGCCUCCUGGAAGAUGUUUCUUAUAUUAUUUCAAAGAUAUCUAUACCAAUAUUAAUUAGUUGUAAUGUUUUCUAUUUAUAUACUUGUAUUCAGUGGGGUUUUUUUUAUCUUUUGAGGAAACAGAGUUUAAUGUUUCGUAAAGUGUGGGGUUGCGACUGUUAAAUUGACUAGGCGUGUUGUAUCAGCAUGUCUUCUGUUUGAUGAUUUUCUUUUUUACAAGGACCCAACUACAGAUGAGAUUUAAACUUUUACAGUUUUUAUAUUUCACACAGCACAUCAACUUUUGAUGAAUGUUAUUUUGUAACCUUUUUAGCAAAGCAAAACAUAAAAGCAGUCUUUGAAUGGUGGUGUUUGCUAACUUUGUAUUUGUAAAAUGAAAGCUUCUAAGACCUUGAAACUUGAAACUUUGUCAUUAAUGUAGAAAUAUUUAAAAUCUAAAUGACUAGGGGAACAUUAUUUUGUGGAUGUAAUUUCCAUUUUAAGACCCAGAAUAUAUUCUUAUAAGUCGUGUCCACUAAAUAGGAUGACACUUUUAUUCAGUGUUUAAUUCAUAUUUAUAUUUUAGAAUAUUUUUGUACAAGAUACAGAUUUAUUUUGUUUGAGGUGUUUAUACUAUCAUAAAGUUGUAAAUAAUUUUCUAAGACUGUUUUAAUAUGGUCCACAAAUGUCCUAAAUAUUUUUAUUGAGGCAUCUUAGAAAUAACCAUUCAGUUUCUUCAAAGACCUAAACGAAUGCAUUGUGACCACAGCUGUGUAUAUGGCUGAUGCCAUGGUAAAGUUAUCUUGCCUUUUAAAAGUGGUGGAGUUGAUCAGUGCAUGCAAAAGCAUCUCUGAAUUGAUUGUAUACCAUGCCUAAUAUGACGAGAAAGUGCCCAGCUGUUGCAAGGUGAGGUGUUAAAGAUUCUGCAAGCACUGUCUAGAGAAUAAAUUCCUGUAUCUCUGAAUGA